AUGACCCGACUUUCGUCUCUUGUUGCGCUGAGCGCAGCCGCUGCGGCAGUGGCACUGCAGCUUCCGCUGCAACGGCCGAUCAAGGACGCCCUCGCCAACCCAGCCGACGACCCAAGACACCCAAGACCGCUGGUCACUUCGCAUCUCCUGCAGGACACCAUCGACCAGCGCAGGCUGCGGGAGCGCGCGGAACAGCUGUAUGCACUUGCCCAGAAGUCGGAGGACGAGUUCAACCACCCUACUCGCGUCAUUGGGUCGGCCGGACACCGUGCCACGCUCGAGUAUAUCAAAUCGGAGCUCACCUCUCUCGGGAGCUACUACAAUGUUUCGGAACAGGAGUUCGACGCCUACACAGGCAGGGUUGCGGAAUUCCGUCUCGUCGUCAUGGAUGCAGUGCCCAACACGACCACGGCUUUCGCGCUCACACCACCGACUACGAAUAACGAGCCCGUUUUUGGAGAGGUGGUUCUCGUCCACGGCACGGGCUGCCACGAGUCCGAUUAUCCCCGCAAGGCCAGGAGCAAUAUUGUGCUGAUAAAGAGGGGUGACUGUGCCUUUGGCGAAAAGUCGCGGCUUGCCGGGGAAGCUGGCGCCGUUGCGGCCGUCAUCUACAAUACCGACAAGGACGAACUACACGGCACCCUGGGCAAGCCCUCGGCCCAUCACGUCGCCACCUUUGGCGUCGGCGGAAAGGAAGCUGCCGACUGGGUAGAAUACCUGUCGCGCGGGAAGAUCAUCCACGGAUCCGCGUACAUGGACGCCAGUGUUGAGACGAUUGCGACCAAGAACAUCAUUGCCCAAACCGUCACCGGCGACAGGGACAACUGCGUCAUGCUGGGUGGCCACAGCGACUCGGUCGAGGAGGGCCCGGGCAUCAACGACGACGGCUCUGGCUCCCUCUCUCUUGUCGAAGUCGCCUCCCAGCUUACCAAGUUCCGGGUCGCAAACUGCGUCCGCUUCGCCUGGUGGUCAGCCGAGGAGGAGGGGCUGCUGGGCUCCGAACAUUACGUCGGGUCCCUCUCCCACGAGGACAAUCUCCAGAUCAGACUGUUCAUGGACUACGACACGAUGGCUAGUCCCAACUUUGCCUACCAGAUCUACAAUGCGACUGACGCGGAGAACCCGGCCGGGUCGGAGUCUCUGAGAGACCUGUACGCGGACUGGUACACCAACAGUGGACUGCACUACACCUUUAUCGAGUUUGACGGGCGUUCAGACUACGACCCUUUCGUGAGGGCUGGCAUCCCGGCCGGGGGCAUUGCUACGGGCGCCGAGGGCAUCAAGACGACGCAGGAACUGGAGCUCUUUGGGGGCGUGGAAGGAGAGUGGUAUGACAAAAAUUACCAUCAAAUUGGCGAUGAUGUGAGCAACCUGAACAUGACGGCUUGGGAGGUAAAUACCAAGCUCAUUGCUCAUUCUGUCGCGACGUAUGCGGCUUCGUUCAAGGACUUUCCUGAAAGAAUGGAAGUCUCUCACACGGUUGUCAAGCCUCGCCGCAAAUGCAAUGCACGCACCGCGCGGUUCUGUCGCGCAUAG
Molecule: messenger RNA, 1536 nt
Organism: Metarhizium album ARSEF 1941
Lineage: Eukaryota; Fungi; Ascomycota; Sordariomycetes; Hypocreales; Clavicipitaceae
Product: aminopeptidase Y precursor
Exons: 6
Coding region: 1-1536 (511 amino acids)
Biological process (GO): proteolysis
Molecular function (GO): metalloexopeptidase activity
Source: RefSeq, a predicted model, not a curated record